Molecule: messenger RNA, 1362 nt
Organism: Calypte anna (Anna's hummingbird)
Lineage: Eukaryota; Metazoa; Chordata; Aves; Apodiformes; Trochilidae
Gene: CALHM6
Product: calcium homeostasis modulator family member 6
Exons: 3
Coding region: 220-1164 (314 amino acids)
Molecular function (GO): monoatomic cation channel activity
Source: RefSeq, a predicted model, not a curated record
ACAAAGCUGCCACUACCUCUUAUGGAGGUGGGAGUCCAAAGUUUGGCUCCUAACAAGUGGAACUGCAGUAUCUGGAACUUCAGUGGAAACCAGUUGCUGGCAACAGAAAAUGAAAGCUCUGCAAACCUUCCUAAGCUGUACCAGCUUCAGGACACUUGUAUUUCUCUCCUGCUCUUCUGACUGAGAUCUCACACUCCUCAAAAUAAGAUAAAGCAUAAAAUGAAUAAUUUACGUGGGAUUCUGGAUUUCUGCAUCCGCCACCAGACCGCUCUGGGUUACAGCACUGUGUCUCUGCUGACAGUUGCCAUGGAACAGAUCUUCUCCUCUGCGGUGUUCAAGUGUCCCUGCAAUUCUUGGAACACUCUGUAUGGCUCUGCCUUCCUCCUAGUGCCUGCUAUUGUCCUCUUUCUGCUUGGCUUCAUGGUGAACGCCAAGAUGUGGCACCUGCUGACAGGCAUCUGCUCUUCGGAGAAACGCAACUCCCAGGAAACCUGCAUCCACUGCUGCCACAACCUGGUGCCAGUGUUAGCCAGAGCCUUGGUGGGCCCCCCCACCUGGAUCGCCGUGGCCCUGCUCAGCGUCAGUUUCUAUGAGUGCGCGGCCAGUGGGAGCAGCAGGGUUCAGAGUUUCAUGUGUAAAGACACAGACUGCUACGAUCUGCUGGCCAAAAUCCCCUGCAACCCAACCUUAUCGAAGAACAUAACAGGUGACUCCCUCAGCUUUCAGGCACAGUCCCAGCUCAUAGGAUGGCUCCUGAUAUUAAUCAUCACCACUGUGGUACUGAGUUCAAAAUGUUACAGCCGCUGCACCUCCCCAGUUACCUAUCUUCAGCACAAGUUCUGCAAAAUUUACUCAGAACAGGAAACGAAGCUCUUUGAGGUCAAGGCUAAAGAGCAUGCAACCAAUCUGGCAGAAGUAAAUACAAGAUGUUUUUUUGAAGUCACUGACCCAGCACCAGCACCAUGUAUGACUCCCAGCAACGAAGACUGGAAGAAGACUUCACUCUUGUAUACCUACAAUCCACAAGAGCAGUAUUACAGCAGGCUGCACAAGUACGCUAGCACAAACAGGGGCAACAGCACCACCAGAUUUGGGGAAGGAGGUCGGAUUCCACCUGUUUCAGGAUCUGUGGAUGAAGCAGCCUUAAGAGAAUCAGGGUUUUGAUGAAACAAAUCAUUUGCAACACUGAACACUGGCUGGCUUUUAACUCCACUCAUAUGAGAAGGGUCUUAUUCUGUCCUCUUACUGAAAUGUAUGCAAAUUGUAUGCAAAAGCUGAUAGUGGCAACGCCCAGCAGGUUUGCUUUUAAAUACAUUUUAUUACUUUUGCUUAAAUACCUUUCAAUAAAUACAACUGUUCUGA